Molecule: messenger RNA, 1216 nt
Organism: Argiope bruennichi
Lineage: Eukaryota; Metazoa; Arthropoda; Arachnida; Araneae; Araneidae
Product: cystathionine gamma-lyase-like
Exons: 10
Coding region: 51-1169 (372 amino acids)
Biological process (GO): transsulfuration
Cellular component (GO): cytoplasm
Molecular function (GO): cystathionine gamma-lyase activity; pyridoxal phosphate binding
Source: RefSeq, a predicted model, not a curated record
UAUAUGUGUAUAUUCCUCAAAGAUUUCUUCUAAAAAUAUUAGUCAGCGGAAUGGAUUUCGAAUUUGAAACAAGAGCAGUACAUGGAGGCGAUGAUCCACAAAAACGUAAGACUAAAAAGCCAUCUGUUAUAUUAGAUAGCAUUGACGAUGAGGAAAUUACUAUAGAAAACGAAAGCAAACUACGUUUGGAAAAAUGUAUCGCUUCGCUGGAAAAAGCCAAAUAUUGUUUGUGCUAUCCUUCCGGAACUGCUGCCAUCACAUCCAUAUCUAUGCUAAUAGGAGACGGGGACCAUGCAGUUUUCUUCGAUUCCGUGUAUCAUGGUACAAGAACCAAUUCGGACUUGAGAGCAGCAUGUGGUGCAAUAGAUAUCACUUUUGCUGAUUUGAGGGAUGCUUCAGUUUUAGAAAAGCAUAUGAAACCCAAUACAAAGAUGGUAUGGAUAGAGACGCCUUGUAAUCCUACGAUGAAAAUAGUGGACAUUUCCGCCAUCGCACAAAUUGUCAAACGACAUGGCAAAUCAUUUCUGGUAGUAGACAACACUUUCAUGUCACCAUACUUCCAAAAUCCUUUGCUACUCGGCGCGGACAUAGCUAUGCAUUCUCUCACCAAGUACAUGAAUGGUCACUCUGACGUAUUAAUGGGAGCAGCUGCAACAAACCGCGAAGACUUGUACACGAAAUUGAAGAAUGCUUCCCAAGCUAUCGGUUCAAUACCAUCACCAUUGGAUUGCUAUUUAUGUCUACGAGGUAUGAAAACUUUGCAUUUAAGAAUGGAGCGACACAAGGAGAAUGGUUUCCAGGUAGCGCGAUUUCUGGAGAGUCACCCGAAUGUAGAGAAAGUUCUUCAUCCAGGUCUAGAAAGUCAUCCUCAGCAUGAUUUAGCUAAGAAACAAUGCACAGGAUUUAGUGGAAUGGUGUCGUUUUGCAUCAAAGGCGGCAUAGAGGCAGCUAGAGAAUUUGCCAAGAGGAUCAAAGUCUUUACGCUGGCUGUGAGUUUAGGAACAAUAGAAAGUUUGGUGGAUAUACCCCCUAUUAUGACGGCAUCUCCUUUGAGCAAAGAAACCAGGGCAGAACUGGAAAUUCCCGAGAAUUUAAUCCGACUUUCGAUUGGAAUUGAAGACGCGAGAGAUCUGAUCGCUGAUUUAGAUCAAGCCCUUCGAGGAGAAUGAACGAAAUGUAUAAUGAAAGAUGAACUGAAUGUUUAUUUUGAAUUAAA